UGCCUCUUUCUCAUUACAACCUCAUCGCCUCGAUUGACUUUCUAGACCUUGGUGGCUUGGAGGCCGGUCGCAUCGAGCUUGCUACUCGCUACUUGCUCUUUUUCGAUGACUGGCUUUCGUUGAUCGCAACAUUCUUUCUUGGUAUUUUUGUAGGGAUAGCUAGUUGGUUAUCAUGGGAGAUUACGGCCCCGGAGUGUCGUCACUCACGGCACAGCUACCUGGAAAUCCGCCUGUCUCUGAAACAGAUCAGGAUGAGAUCUCAGUCCUUGUAACGGGCUUUGGGCCAUUCAAGUCUAAUCUAGUGAACGCCUCAUAUCUGAUAGCCUCGUCCCUACCACCCUCUUUCACCUUCUCACCUGCAUCUUCAGACGGCUCUGAUGCUGUUCCCCGUCGAGUUUCGAUAAAUGUCCAUCCUUCACCCAUACCCGUUGCAUAUUCAGCGGUGCGGACGACCCUCCCUGUCAUUCUCGAUGACUAUGCCAAGACGCACGGAGGCCGACGCCCAGACAUUGUCAUACACAUUGGCAUAGCAGCGAUGAGGAACUACUAUUCCGUGGAGACGCAGGCUCACCGUGAUGGGUAUCUGAUGUCCGACAUCAAAGGCAGAUCCGGGUACGAGGAUGGCGAGAAGCUGUGGAGGGAGCUCGACUUGCCACUGGUGCUUAGGGCUGGCCCUUCAGAGGGACGCGCCUCGGAGAAGAAACACCUCAGCCCCCGUCCACCGGACGAAGAUUUCCUAGCAGCAUGGAAGACAUUCUGCCCCUCAGAAACCGAUGCGCGGAUCUCCACUGAUGCCGGACGUUAUCUCUGCGAGUUCAUCCUGUACACCAGCUUGGCACUGGCAUACCAGGCGGGUGAGGAUCGCAAUGUCACCUUCUUCCACGUUCCCGCGUCAUGCUUGGAUGAGGAUAUAGAGACGGGCAAGGAGGUUGCCGUCGCGCUAAUCAAGGCUCUUGUGACUAGCUGGAGUGAGCAGCAGCACAGCGCUCCCUAGUUUCUGAAUGGCCUUUUCAAUCUUCUCGGAGUUGUGACAUUGCAUGUCCUAGCAGUUUUGGUUUAUCGGUGGUUCUAUCUGAGUACUGUAUUUUUUGGCCAUAUUUUGCAUUAGUGAAUACAUGUGGGCGCCUGAUGGGUUAUGAUCGCAUCACACCUGGCGCCGCAUAGAUUUUGGGCAUAAGGAGUGUUGGUAUAAGAUCACCUUCAAUUUAUUACUGGUGUUGUAUUUGUGUAGGAAUAGAACCGA
Messenger RNA from Aspergillus welwitschiae, 1243 nucleotides. RefSeq names its product putative pyroglutamyl peptidase type I. The record is from RefSeq and is a predicted model, not a curated record. Bases 173 to 994 code for a protein of 273 amino acids. The transcript has 2 exons. NCBI's taxonomy places the organism in Eukaryota, Fungi, Ascomycota, Eurotiomycetes, Eurotiales, Aspergillaceae. Gene Ontology annotation, biological process: proteolysis.